CCUAAAAAUAAGUGAAUUUUGUUUUUUUUUAAGGUUUAACAAAGUGUAACUAGUUGUAGCCUAUUCCCACCUUGAACCCUUGUUUCCAUUCUUCCAAUUGCAACUCAACCAUGUCGGGUCACGAACCCUCUCCUUCUCCAAAGAUUCUUCUCGCAAAGCCAGGACUCGUCACCGGAACUCCAUCCGCCGGUAAAUUCGGCCGUGCCUCCACCGCCGAUGAAGAUUCCACGCACCUCCGUUCUCGUCUUCCUUCCGUCGCAUCCCUCAACCUUCUCUCCGAUUCAUGGGAUUUCCACUUUGAUCGCUUUCUCCCCUUUUUGACUGAGAAUACUGAUUUCACUGUGAUUGGAGUUAUUGGAUCUCCCAGUGUUGGCAAGUCUACUAUUAUGAAUCAACUUUAUGGUUUUGAUCCAAGUUCUCCUGGGAUGUUACCUCCUUUUACCAUACAAUCUGAAGAGACUAGAGCUAUGGCAAGACAUUGUUCUAUUGGUAUUGAACCGAGGAUAUCUUCUGAACGCAUUAUUCUUCUUGAUACCCAGCCUGUAUUUAGUGCUUCUGUUUUAACUGAUAUGAUGAGACCGGACGGUUCGUCGACAAUUUCCGUGCUGAGUAGAGAAUCCUUGUCGGCUGAAUUGGCUCAUGAACUUAUGGGUAUUCAGCUUGCUGUUUUUCUAUCAUCCAUAUGUCAUAUUCUGCUGGUGGUAUCCGAGGGAGUUGAUGACGAUAGCUUGUGGCAUUUGAUGUCGACGGUUGACUUGUUGAAGCAUGGCAUUUCAGACCCAUCCUUGCUGGCUUCAUCCCUUUCGCAGAGCUCUAACUCAGGGCAUGAUAGCGAUAACAAAGUUUCUGAAUGUGAAUACAUGGCUACUCCUGUUUUUGUACAUACCAAGUUACAAGAUCAAGAGUUGACUCCUAGAAAUAGUUUGCAGCUGAAGAAGGCACUCAUGCAGUAUCUCAAGCCAACCUCUUUUGUUAAAGAAAAUGCUAGAAACAAAUCCAAAGAGCAUCUUUCAUCUUCUAUGGUUCAAGGCAGUCGCUCUGAUUCUGACACACUAAGUUUGUUUACAAUCCCAUUUAAGAAAAAAGAGGAAAAUCCACGAGCUCAGAACGAGAGUUACAUUUCUGCACUAUGGAAAUUAAGGGAUCAGAUUUUAUCCAUGAAGUCGCCAUCAUUCAGGAGACCUGUGUCUGAGCGUGAAUGGUUGAAAAAUUCAGCCAAGAUUUGGGAACAGGUUAAAAACUCCCCAACGAUAUUUGAGUACUACAAAACCCUUCAACAUUCUGGUAUGUACAGGAUUUAGAAAUUUAUUGAAGGUAGAACUAUUCAAGAUAGUGUCAAAUUUUGUUUCAAGAUGUAUCUUAUUUUGAUGCAUAAUUAUCACAUUCUGGUAUUUAUUUUGCAUUUAUGGCACCAAUUUUGUAGCUGGUGUGUACAAUUUCAGUAAACUAUAGCAAUGAUAAUUUUAUUGUUUUGCUCAUUAA
Messenger RNA from Lathyrus oleraceus (garden pea), 1482 nucleotides. RefSeq lists its product as uncharacterized. Bases 111 to 1301 code for a protein of 396 amino acids. NCBI's taxonomy places the organism in Eukaryota, Viridiplantae, Streptophyta, Magnoliopsida, Fabales, Fabaceae. The transcript has 8 exons. The record is from RefSeq and is a predicted model, not a curated record. Gene Ontology annotation, biological process: nuclear-transcribed mRNA catabolic process, nonsense-mediated decay.